AUGACGGCCUUCUCUCCGAUUCCUUCGAAUUUCCUAAAUCCUUCGCCAAGAGCGAGCCCUCCGCCAUCAUCUCUCUUCCUUCUCAGUUUCCACCUGCAAACGCAUCCUCUCAAAUGCUUCAGACCUAAAAAGCUCAAAAUUAUUUGCUGUCAGCAAACAUUCGAACUCGAUGUGAAGACCAAUUCAGCGAAAAAGAAACCCAAGCCCAGGCCAAGCUUCGUGGAGCAAGUUCAGAGCAAAUGGUCCGUAAAGACCCCUUCUUUGAGACAAACGUUCCCAUGGCAGCAGCAAAAAAUCAGCGACGCGAGUCGAGAAUCUCAGCCGCCGCCGACCUCACUUUCGCCCUCCGAUGUUUCCUCUUCCGACAGAGGAAGUGGGCACAUUAGUUCUGUAAGCGAGCCGCCCGUUAACUCCCGCACGAGAAUCAAGUCGACCAUGGCUCCUUGGGCCCACGGAAAAGAAUCGAGAAAAAAGGUGUCUCAAGAACCUUCAGCUAGAGUUGUUCAAGGCUCUGACAGUUUGAGGAAUGAUGGCAGUCGAGGGAGAGAUUAUAAUGAAACCCCAAUUUGUCCGCCGAAGAAAAAUGUGAUCUUGGGCGCUAAGGUGAGUGAAAAUGCUACUGCGGUGGAGGGUUCAUCGAUAACUUUUAGAACAAACAAAUUAGAGCGAUUGCCAUGGGAGAGGAGAAAUGAGGUGGAGCGAGUGAAGGAGGACAAGUUGAGAAAUAGGAAUACGGUGUUGGCCGAGAGGGUUAUGCCCGAGCAUGAGCUAAAGAGAUUAAGGAAUGUGUCAUUAAGAAUGGCUGAGCAUAUAAAAGUCGGUUCAGCCGGCGUGACUCAGACUUUGGUGGACACCAUCCAAGAGAAGUGGAAGCAUGAAGAGGUUGUGAAGUUGAAGUUUGAAGGGCCUCCCUCGAAGAACAUGAAGCGAACUCAUGAAUUUCUUGAGAGUAGAACUGGAGGUUUAGUGAUAUACAGAUCGGGAGGUUUAGUAGUGUUAUACAGAGGGUCAUCCUACAAGCUCGAUUGUGUAAAAUCGUAUGGUGAGCGUGCUCAAGCUGAUAAUCAGGAAUUAAGUUCUGCUGGGGAAGAUUUUUGCGAAAGCAACAAAGCAGGACGUAUAAAUGGAGCUGCAAAAUCAUCUGGAAUAUGUAAUUUGAGUUAUGUUAACAAUCUAUCUAAACAAGAGCAAAUGGAUUUACACGAGCUCAACAGCAUGUUGGAUGAGCUUGGCCCGAGGUUCGUAGAUUGGUCUGGUCGUGAACCGAUUCCUGUGGAUGCUGACUUACUGCCUACUGUAGUUCCGGGGUAUAAGACACCGUUUAGACUUCUACCUCACGGGGUUAGACAUGCUUUGCGAGAUAAAGAGAUGACUUUUUUGCGAAGGACAGCAAGGAUGGUACCACCCCAUUUUGCCCUUGGAAGAAAUAGAGAGCUACAGGGUCUGGCAAUGGCCAUGGUGAAGUUAUGGGAAAAGAGUGCUAUUGCGAAAAUAGCCAUCAAGCGUGGUGUUCUGAAUACGUCAAAUGAAAGGAUGGCCGAACAACUCAAGAUAUUAACCGGCGGGACACUAGUUUCGAGGAACAAAGAAUUUAUAGUGUUCUACAGAGGCAAUGACUUCUUGCCUCCACGCGUCUCGAGCGCGCUUGUCGAGGCCGAAAAAGUCGCUGCUCUUCAACAGGACGAGGAAGAGCAAGCCCGGGAAAAAGCCUCGUCACUGCUCGACCCGACAAGAGAAUCUAGGCAGCGGUUAGUUGCGGGCACCCUCAGCGAGACCAAGGCCGCGACCUCACGUUGGGGAAGUGAACCCGACAGUGCUGCACUCGAGAAAAUGAAAAGAGAUACAGCUGUCGCAAGGCAUGCCUCACUGGUCAACUCUCUUGAGAAGAAACUGGCUCUUGCGAAGGGAAAGAUUAGUAGGGCUGAGAAGGUGUUGCAGAAAGUUCUGGAGAAUCAAGAACCGGAGGAUUUGCCUACUGAUCUCGAGACGUUGACUGACGAGGAAAGAUUUCUGUUUCGUAAGAUUGGGUUGAGCAUGAAACCAUUUCUGCAUUUAGGGAGGAGAGAGAUAUUUGAUGGUACUAUAGAGAACAUGCACUUACACUGGAAGUAUCGGGAGCUGGUGAAAAUAAUGGUGGAAAGGAAAACUCUUUCACAAGUGAAGCAUAUAGCUAUCUCACUCGAGGCGGAGAGUGGUGGGGUGUUGGUGUGUGUGGAAAGAACUCACAAAGGCCAUGUUAUAAUAGUCUACCGUGGGAAGAAUUACCAGCGGCCACUUGCAUUCAGGCCGAAGAAUCUUCUUACAAAAAGGCAGGCAUUAGCCCGUUCUAUCGAACUUCAGAGACGUGAGGCGCUAAAGCACCAUGUUUUGGAACUCGAGGAAAACCUUGAAAAGCUGAAGAAGGGACUAGAAGAUGCAAUGAUGGCUACUGACGAUGACAGUACCGGGAAUCUGGAUUCAAGAAAUGGUACUGAGCGACUUCAAUGA
This is a messenger RNA of Striga hermonthica, 2487 nucleotides long. Lineage: Eukaryota; Viridiplantae; Streptophyta; Magnoliopsida; Lamiales; Orobanchaceae. The record is from the annotation of a GenBank genome assembly.